AUGGCCUUUUUACUGGAGGAGGGCGAGGUAGCGAUCGCAGAGUCGGGUGUGAUGGUGCCCAUGUCUGUCAAGGUAGGUGAGAAGGUUUUGUACAGCAAGUAUGGUGCAUCUGAAACCAUCGAAUGCAGUGGGGAGGAUCACAUCCUCGUCAGAGAGGACGAUGUCCUCCUGAAGUACGAAGGCGAGGAGCCUUCGCUAGAGCAGGUCUCCAUGCCUCGGGGCAAGGUUCUUGUGAAGCUGUUGGCCAAGGAGGAGGAGACGUCUUUCGGCUUGCUCCUCUCGAAGGAGGCCUCUAAACAGACCACGACCGCCGGCAAGGUGAUUGCUGUUGGCCCGGGCGUCGUUCUAGCCAAUGGAGACGAGCAGCCGGCGCCUGUGCAGGUUGGCGACAUGGUCCGCUUCCGCUAUGGGGACGAGGUCGACCUGGAUAUAGGUGAUGACAAGUUUUCUGUCGUCAGCAGCUCCAACUGCAUCGCGAAAUGGCAGGAUGCUUGA
Messenger RNA from Symbiodinium natans, 495 nucleotides. The record is from the annotation of a GenBank genome assembly. Lineage: Eukaryota; Dinophyceae; Suessiales; Symbiodiniaceae.